Ascochyta rabiei is the source of this 1953-nucleotide messenger RNA. RefSeq names its product something about silencing protein 10. Lineage: Eukaryota; Fungi; Ascomycota; Dothideomycetes; Pleosporales; Didymellaceae. Gene Ontology annotation, cellular component: nucleolus; small-subunit processome. The transcript is spliced from 2 exons. Gene Ontology annotation, biological process: maturation of SSU-rRNA from tricistronic rRNA transcript (SSU-rRNA, 5.8S rRNA, LSU-rRNA). Bases 1 to 1953 code for a protein of 650 amino acids. The record is from RefSeq and is a predicted model, not a curated record.
AUGGCUAAGAAGAGGAAGGCUGGCGGUCGCGCAUAUGGCGAAUCCAAGGCGCCGAAAAACGACGAUUCGAAACUCGCCAUCAACUCGUGGGAGGAUGUGGCAGACUCCGAGGAUGAGUUCCUCUUGAACCGCGAAAAGGUCAUGCUCGAUGAAGGCCCGGCGGCAAAGAGGAUGAGGAAGUAUCAAGAAGAGGACAAAUUUCUCGACAAUUCCGAUGAAGAAAUCCUGGGCGACAACCUAAGCGACAGCGACGACGAUGACGACGAAGACGACGAAGACGAAGACGCUGCCAGCCAUGCCGCCAAAUCAGACGACCAGGCUGCCGAGGAUGAAGACGAGGAGAUGGACGAGGCAUGGGGUACGACAAGGAAGGAUUACUACAAUGCCGACGCCAUUGAGACGGAACAGGAUGCCCUUGACGAGGAGAAGGAAGCACGUAGACUGCAGAAAAAGCAGUUGCAGAGCAUGUCAGAGGCAGCCUUUGGCUUCGACGAGGAUGAGUGGCUAGGCCAGGGUGAGGAAGAAGAGGAAGAGGGCGGCGCGCGGGUCACAGAGAUUCUACCCCAGCUACAGAUAACGGACAGCAUGUCCGAGGAGGAACGCCUGAAGAUCAUGAAGACCCGAUACCCCGAGUUCGAGCACAUCUCGAGAGAGUAUCUGCGCCUGCAACCGCUGCACGACGAACUGGCCGCCGCCGCCAAUGCCGCCGAACGUCUACUCAAAUCGCGCGCCACAAAAUCGAGCAAGAGCACGCAGACGAUCCCCAUCGCCGUUACGAAGUACCGCGCUUGCGCCGCAUACCUGGCCGCCAUGGCUAUGUACUUUGCCAUUCUAGGUUCGACUGCAAAGGAUGACGGUUCAUCGGUCAUCGCAUUGGACCCGAAGGAGCUGCGCGAGCAUCCGGUCAUGGAGAGCCUGCUGAAGACGCAAAGGCUAUGGACGAAGAUAGAAAGCCUACCAGUCGCCGAUCCCAUGGUUGAGACUGACGCGGACGAACUGUCCGUCAUUGAGGAAGCCAGCACACUGUCAGGUGCCGAACUCGAACAAACGCCAAAGAAGAAGGCGCAGAAACAGAAGAAAACAAAAGCUGAGCGUGCAGCCGAGACCGCUCGUGCAGAGGCCAAGGCACGCCGUGCUGAGAAGCUGCUACAGACUGAGCAGGAUCUAGGAUCGCUCUCAGCUCUCACCGACAAGGCUGCGCUCAAGAAGGCGUCGAGAAAGAAGAAGGCACCGGAGGGCAAGAUCAAUCUGCUCAACCCCGACGACUCGGACUUUGGCGAGGAGACCGACCUUACUGCACACGAGCUGGCCGAGAAGGCGCGCAAGAAGAAGUCGCUUCGUUUCUACACAUCACAGAUCGCACAAAAGGCCAACAAGCGCGAUGCAGCCGGCAAAGAUUACGGCGGCGACGCAGAUGUCCCACACCGCGAACGUCUCAAGGACAGGCAGGCACGUCUGCAGGCCGAGGCUGAGAAGCGCGGCCAGCACAAGGAUGCAGGACCUGGUGUUGCUCUCGGCGAAGGCCCAGACAGCUCCGGCGACGAAGCUGAGCCCUUCCGUCCCGAGGACAAUGACUUCGAGGAUGAGGAAGGCUACUACGACAUGGUUGCCGCCCGCAGCAACACUAAGAAGCAAGCUAAAUCCGACCGCGCAGCCGCGUAUGCAGAGGCCGCCAAACAGGGUGCUCAAGUCAUCGAAGAAGAGAUUGUUGGUGACGAUGGUCGCAGACAGAUCAGCUACCAGAUUGCGAAGAACAAGGGUCUCACACCGCAUCGUAAGAAGAGCGUCAGAAACCCGCGUGUCAAGAAGAAGGAGAAGUACAAGGAGAAGCUCAAGAAGGAAAAGAGCAUGCGGCCGGUAUUCGACAAAGCCAAGGCUGCGUCUGGGCAUGCAAACUACGGAGGUGAACUUACGGGUAUCAAGAAGGGUAUGGUCAGGAGUAGGAAGUUGUAG